Aethina tumida (small hive beetle) is the source of this 1151-nucleotide messenger RNA. Its product is annotated as galactose mutarotase. The record is from RefSeq and is a predicted model, not a curated record. The transcript has 3 exons. Lineage: Eukaryota; Metazoa; Arthropoda; Insecta; Coleoptera; Nitidulidae. Gene Ontology annotation, molecular function: aldose 1-epimerase activity; carbohydrate binding. Gene Ontology annotation, biological process: glucose metabolic process; beta-D-galactose catabolic process via UDP-galactose, Leloir pathway. The coding region runs from base 22 to 1122 and encodes 366 amino acids.
UGUGUCUGUGCCCAGUGCGAGAUGACGUCAAACAACGUGCAGUUUGAGGAGACCGAAUUCGGUUUGUAUACCGACAAUAAAUCGGGAAUAACAACGGCAGUGCGAAAAUUCACAUGGAAAAACAAGAACAAUGUGAUGCUGCAAGUGAUAACUUAUGGAGCUACCAUUACAUCGCUGAAAGUGCCGGAUAAAACGGGAAAAAUCGACGACGUGGUCAUGGGAUUCGACGACAUGAACGGAUAUCAAGGCAGCGGCAACCAAAACAUCGGAUGCACGGUGGGCCGAGUAGCGAACCGUGUGGGAUACGCGCAGAUUAAUAUCGAUGGGAUCGCCUAUAAUGUUUCUGCUAAUUUGGGGCAGCAUCAGCUCCACGGAGGAUUCAAGGGUUUCGACAAGGUUAAUUGGGAUUAUCAUGUUGAAGGGACAAAAGUAGUUUUGAGUCACUUCUCCCCGGACCGAGACGAAGGAUAUCCAGGAAACUUGAUAGUGAACGUCACCUACGAACUGACCAACGACAAUGAAGUGCUGGUAGACUUCAAAGCCUAUACGACAAAGCCCACUUUUGUAAACCUGACCAACCACUCCUACUUCAAUUUGGCUGGUCAUGCAAGUGGUGAACAAGAACUGUAUAAGCACCAAGUUUGUAUAAACGCCGACCACACUACAGAAGUGGACGAAAAUUCAAUCCCUUCAGGAAAACUGUUGCCAGUUCAAGGAACAAUUUUUGAUCUUCGCGUGCCCAAAACAUUAGGCGAGGUGAUCAAUAAAAUCCCAGGUUACUUGGGGUAUGACCACAACUUUUGUAUCACCAAGGGCACGAAACAAGAAGAUACGUUCUUUGCUUCCGUAACUCAUCCGCCCUCAGGGAGGACUUUGGAGAUUUACAGCAAUCAACCUGGAGUACAGUUUUACACCUCCAAUCAUUUGCCGGAGAAAAAGGAUAGUUUCGAAAAUGGACUUUUAGGGAAAGAUGGUAAGAGGUACUACAAACACGGAGCCUUCUGUUUGGAAACUCAAAACUAUCCAGACGCUGUCAAUCAUAAAAACUUUCCACCAGCAGUUUUGUAUCCUGGAAAGACUUAUCAUCACACAGUAACAUAUAAAUUGUCCGUUAUCAGUUAAUGCAAAUAAAAACCUCGAGAAUUAAUAGA